Molecule: messenger RNA, 2822 nt
Organism: Zea mays
Lineage: Eukaryota; Viridiplantae; Streptophyta; Magnoliopsida; Poales; Poaceae
Exons: 1
Coding region: 323-2449 (708 amino acids)
Source: RefSeq, a predicted model, not a curated record
CGAGAGGGACACUUUUUAAAACCUUUUUAUGUUGCACGCAUCCGGAGGCAAUGGCAGUAGAGAGAGAAGAGGCCACCGAGCAAGCAGAGAGAGAGAGAGAGAGGAGGGAGGCCUGGAGCCCUGGAGGGAGCGCAUGAGCUGACAGAAGAGAGCACAGAGGCACUUGGAGUUGGCACGCGGUGCUCUGCUUGCCCCCGCCUCCUCCCUGUUCUAUACUCUCGCAGGCCCAGGCCAAGCCCCUCCCCCGCCCUCAGACGCACCGCGGCAAGAAAUCCUCCACUCCAUCCCGGUUUCCCCGGAGAGAUUAUGUGGGAUUAGGUAGAUGAGGGCGGCGCUGUUCGGUGCCGAGCGGAACGGGGCUGCGGACCUCGUCGGAGACGGGAAGACGCUGUUCUGGCCGGAGGGGAAGGCGAAGGUGCUGUUGGAGCCGAGGUCCGUGCUGGACUGCACGCGGAGCCUCAGCCCCAACAACUCAACAUCGACGUUGUCGUCGUCCGUGGGUGGCGGCGCUGCGGACUCGACCGGCAUGGCGGUGGCUUCGGACAGCAGCGCCGCCGCCGAAGCCACCAAAUGGGGAGCCCCCGGCGAGCACGGCGGCGGCGGGAAGGAGGACUGGGCUGGCGGCUGUGAGCUGCCACCGAUUCCCACCGGCCUCGACAUGGGGGUCGGCGGCGGCGACAGCUGGGACGCCAUGCUCGGCAAUGCCGCUGCGGCGGGGCAGGACCAGACGUUCUUGAACUGGAUCAUUGGGGCCGCCGGCGACCUGGAUCAGCCAGGGCCGCCGCUUCCCGUGCACCAGCAGCCGCUCCUUGACAAUGUGGGCUUCGGGUUCCCGGCAGCGGACCCCCUUGGUUUCACGCUCGAUCCACACCUCUGCGGCCUUGCCUGUGACAUGUCGUCCCCUGGUGCGGUGUCGCACACUACCAACAGUAGCGGCGGUGGCAACAAGGCGUCCUCGGCCUUCGGCCUCUUCUCACCGGAGUCUGCUUCCCUCCAGCCGCCGCCGCCCCCGGUGCUGUUCCACGAAGGUAUCGACACAAAGCCCCCUCUUCUUGGUGCGCAGCUGCCCGGCCUCCUCCACCAGUACCAGCACCAGCCGACCCCCGGCACAACCUUCUUCAUGCCCAUCCCCUCCUUCCCCGACCCCAAUCAGCGCUCGCCACUCAUCCAACCACCGCCCAAACGUCCUCAAUCCAUAGGGGAUGACCUCUAUCUCGCCCGAAACCGGCUUCUGCCGCCGCCGGCGGGGCAAGGUCAUGCCUUUCCACCAUUAAAUGGCCCUUCUCCGUUCCAGCUCCAGCCUUCGCCACCGCUGUCCCACGGGGCGAUGAAGACAACGGCUGCGGAGGCGGCGCAGCAGCAGUUGCUGGACGAGCUGGCGGCGGCGGCAAAGGCCGCCGAAGCUGGCAAUUCCAUUGGCGCGCGAGAGAUAUUGGCGCGGCUCAAUCACCAGCUUCCCUUGCUCGGGAAGCCGUUCCUCCGCUCCGCCUCCUACCUCAAGGAGGCCCUCCUCCUCGCGCUCGCCGAAGGCCACCACGGCGGCUGCCACCUCACGUCGCCCCUCGACGUUGCCCUCAAGCUCGCGGCGUACAAGACUUUCUCUGACCACUCGCCCGUGCUCCAGUUCACCAACUUCACCGCGACACAGGCACUUAUCGACGAAAUUGCCCGCAGCACAUCGUCCUGCAUCCAUGUCAUCGAUUUUGAUCUUGGUGUUGGAGGCCAGUGGGCUUCUUUCUUGCAGGAGCUCGCACACCGCCGUGGCGCAGGCGGUGCGGCUCUGCCGUCCGUGAAGCUCACUGCCUUUGUAUCAGCUGCUUCCCACCAUCCACUGGAGCUGCGUCUCACGCGUGACAACAUUGCACAGUUUGCUGCAGACCUUGGGAUUCCCUUUCAGUUCAGUGCUAUCAGCGCUGAUACGAUCAACCCUGCAGAGCUCGUUUCUGCCACCGCUGAUGAAGUUGUAGCUGUUGUCCUCCCGGUUGGUUGCUCUGCUCGUGCACCACCGCUGCCAGCGAUCCUUCGGUUGGUGAAACAGCUGGCUCCUAAGAUUGUGAUAGCCAUAGACCAUGGCGCUGAUCGUGCUGACCUUCCCUUCUCGCAGCACUUCUUGAAUUGCUUCCAGUCCUGCAUGUUCCUCCUUGAUUCGCUUGAUGCUGCUGGCAUUGAUGCUGAUUCUACCUGCAAGAUUGAGAAGUUCCUGAUUCAGCCAAGAAUUGAGGAUGCGGUGCUUGGGCGGGGCAAGGUGGACAAGCCAAUUGCAUGGAGAAGUGCAUUUGCAGCUGCUGGGUUCGCACCUGUUCCACCCAGCAAUUUGGCGGAGGCACAGGCCGACUGCCUCCUGAAGCGGGUGCAGGUCCGCGGUUUCCACGUGGAGAAAUGCGGGGUCGGGCUCACACUAUACUGGCAGUGUGGCGAGCUUGUCACUGUAUCAGCAUGGCGGUGCUGAUCAGCGAUCCACGCCUGUGCGCACCAUGUUCCACCAACAUUUGCUGGCAUCUUCAACCCGAGUAAUGUGUAUUUUGUCUUGCAAUUAAAUGCUACUAAGGAAACUGAUAUAUUGCUGUUGAACCCUCCAUGUUCAUCAUCUUUGCAACUUACGAGCUAGAACUAGUGGAUUUUUAGCAAUGUUGGUGCCAAUAUCUCUAGUGUAAUGAUGUUGGCCUAAGAUUUUACCCUGCUUGCUCUCAGCUCACUAGACAUUCCCAUGUCAUUUGGAACACUGCUUGUGAGGAGAGGGUAUAAUUAACCUAUCAAAUGUCUGUGGUAUAGUACUGAUAUGUGUUUCAUGUUUCUUUAUAUCAGUCAUUGUUCUUAUGGUA